This is a messenger RNA of Babjeviella inositovora NRRL Y-12698, 870 nucleotides long. It is a transcript of the gene COX13, whose product is annotated as cytochrome c oxidase subunit VIa. Gene Ontology annotation, biological process: mitochondrial electron transport, cytochrome c to oxygen. Gene Ontology annotation, molecular function: enzyme regulator activity. The coding region runs from base 12 to 422 and encodes 136 amino acids. Gene Ontology annotation, cellular component: mitochondrial inner membrane. Lineage: Eukaryota; Fungi; Ascomycota; Pichiomycetes; Serinales. The transcript has a single exon. The record is from RefSeq and is a predicted model, not a curated record.
AAGUACCCAAAAUGCUCAGACAGUUUACCCCUAGAUUAUCUCAGACUGUUGGCCGUCGUUUCCAACACGCUGCGGCCAACAAGCCUCACCGUAUUUCCGACUUUGUUCCAAACAAGGAGGCCGCCCAAAAGUACUUGGCCGAGGUCAAGGCCGCUGAGGACCACGCCGCCGGUACCGCUGACAUGUGGAAGAAAAUCACCUACUACAUUGCGUUGCCAGCCUGUUUCCUCGUUGGGGUCAACACCUUGUUCGUUGAAUUGGAGCAUGCCAAGCACAGAGAGCACAUGGCCCAUUUGUCCGACGAGGAGUGGCCACAGCAAUACGAAUACCAGAACAUGAGACAAAAGGACUACUUCUGGGGUGACGGUGACAAGACCUUGUUCUGGAACCUGAUUGUCAACAGACACAUCAGAGACAACUAGAUGUCUAGCGUGCAUACAUUUUACUUCGUGUAGAGCAUAUUUAAGAUCAAUUCCAUAUUAAAGAACCAGAUGUAGUAAUAUGAGGGCUUUUGUGCUAAACAAGCAGCAAUAGGGAGUAUUUUUUUUGUGCCAACCUGGCUGCAAGGGGAUAUGUGGGUCAAUGACGAGGUGAGGGUGAUAUCAUCGAGAGCGCUUAUACUAAUUCACCUAGGGGCUUGAAUGGUUUGUCAACAAGGGGGCUCGUAUCAGUGAUCCGCUGUUUAUUUUACGCCUAUCUUUCUAGGUACGAUAACGAAUGAUGCAAAUGGUUGAAGGAUCAAUUUGUUGUGGAAAUCGCAAAACGCUUCGAGUGACAAUUGUGAGGAGACCGUCUAUGUAAUAGGCUGAAUCGGGGGAUAUCAUAAAAGGGUGAUGACAGGAUAUUUGUGGCAAGUUAUUCAGACUACAA